AUCAAGUGUUCAUAUGUCCAAACUUGGGCUAUUAUUUUUUUUUUAAAAACUAUACAGUGUUCUUUCCCCUAAUUUAGUUAGGAGGGCAUGAGUAUUGAUGGGAUAUAUAUAUUUUUUUAUUAUCUUGUUUUAAUUAUUAGCCUUUGAUAAAGGCAUUAUGGAGUGCUUCUUUCUUUUGCAUUAAAUAUAAAAAAAAGAGAAUGAUAAAGCACUAUGAAGUGUCAUCUUUUCCUCCAUAAAAUUUUGUCUUCAAUAAUUCUAUUUCAUCAUUUGCUUUUCUCUACUAUAUAUAUGUAGAGAUGUACACGGCUAAUAUCUAGAGAAGAAAGAGAAAAUUUUAUAAGUCCAACAUUAUAUAUGAUAUAUUACGAGAGUUUAAUAGUUGAAGGGAGGUGUUUAUUGUGUAGAGCUUUGAAUUCAAUUUGAGUCCAGAGUAUUGAGUUAUAUUGUGUAGGCUAUUGUAUCCUGGAGGGGACAAGUCAAAGAGUAUAACUGCUGGACUGGAGAAACAAUUACCUCAGUGGGCUUGAAUCUCCUAAAAGAGAGCAAAAUAUUCGCGCCUCAGCUAAAGAAGAAGAAAUAUAAUUUUUCUUUAUUCAUUUGUAAUUUUCAGUUGUAAUUCAGUUGUAAUAUUUUUGCAAUUUUAUUGUAAUUAUCACCAACAAUUUUAAGGAGAUUCAACAUGGCAACAACUGAAAAUUCCGCGGAUGUCAAGCUGGGAGAUCUGAACAAGUCAUUCCGGUUCAACGGUACCCACUUCAAGAGGUGGAAGGGUAAAGUGCUUUUCUACUUAAGUCUUAUCCAUGUUUCUUAUGUGUUAACGGAGAAGAAUUAACGGAGAAGAACCCAAACAAAGUAGACGACUCUUCCAUGACUGAUAAUGAAUACAUUUCUCAUCAAGAGAAAGUAGAAAAAUAUAAUAAUGACUCCUAUAAGGAUCAUUACUUUUUACUUAAUUGUCUAUCUGAUAAUUUUUACGAUUAUUAUGAUAGAACUUACUCUAGUGCAAAGAAAAUUUGGAAAGCCUUGCAGAAUAAGCAUGAUACUGAGGAGGCGAGAGCGAAAAAAUAUGCUGCUAGAGGUCAAGAUGCACUCAUGCAAACAGAAGAGAACAACAUUACACUGAAGAUAUUGGAAACGUGGACCUACACCUCUGGCAAACGUUACGAAGAACCUUUUCUGGCAAUGAUAACAGACAUAAACAUGGUGGAGAAUGUUGAUGGAUGGUGGGCUGACUUUGGUGCAAACUGUCAUGUCUGUUAUGACAAAGACUGAUUUAAAAAAUUAUAAAAAUUUUGAGGAGCCCAAAACCAUCAUGCUUGGAGAUUCACAUAUAAGUCAAGUACUUGGAGUGGGGAUGUCGAAUUGAGAAUUACUUCUGGAAGAGUAUUCAUCUUAAAAGAUGUAUUAUAUACUCAUUCCAUGAGAAAAAAUUUAAUAUUGAGUUUUCUUCUUAAUAAGGCAGGCUUCAAAUAGAUUAUUGAAUCUGACCAGUAUGUAAUUGUGAAAAAUAAUGUUUUUGUGGGGAAAGGGUAUGCAUGUGAUGGUAUGUCCAAAUUAAAUGUGGAAAUGAAUAAAGUAUCUA
Messenger RNA from Capsicum annuum, 1585 nucleotides. RefSeq lists its product as uncharacterized. The coding region runs from base 871 to 1275 and encodes 134 amino acids. The transcript is spliced from 2 exons. NCBI's taxonomy places the organism in Eukaryota, Viridiplantae, Streptophyta, Magnoliopsida, Solanales, Solanaceae. The record is from RefSeq and is a predicted model, not a curated record.